AUGAGGUCGUCCAUGCUGGUCCUGUUCCUCCUCUUCAGUGCCCAGGCUGUGGCCGCCAUCGGAGGAGCAGCGCGGCAGCAGGGUCCAGGCCACAACUCCAACUCCAUCCCCACGGUGGACCCCAAGCUCUUCACCAGGCGCCGCUACCUCUCACCCCGGGUGCUCUUCAGCUCUCAGCCGCCCGAUGCCGAGCCAGCAGAGUCGCAGGGUGCCGGCGGGAGGACCCGCAGGCGAGCCGCGCAGCCUCAGCACCGCGGAGUUUACUCCGUGUGCGAGAGCAUCAGCGUCUGGGUGGGCAACAAGACUAAAGCCACGGACAUCUCGGGCAACGAGGUGACAGUGCUGCCGGACGUGAACAUCAACAAUGUGAACAAGAAGCAGUACUUCUUUGAGACGACGUGUCACAGCGCCCGCGCGGGCAGCUCCGGCUGUCUGGGAAUCGAUGCCAGGCACUGGAACUCCUACUGCACCAACUCGCACACGUUUGUCCGAGCGCUGACUACGUUUAAGAACCUGGUGGCGUGGAGGCUCAUACGCAUCAACGUGGCCUGUGUGUGUGUGCUGAGCCGCAAGUCGUGGCGGCAGUGA
Molecule: messenger RNA, 588 nt
Organism: Cyclopterus lumpus (lumpfish)
Lineage: Eukaryota; Metazoa; Chordata; Actinopteri; Perciformes; Cyclopteridae
Gene: ngfb
Product: nerve growth factor b (beta polypeptide)
Exons: 1
Coding region: 1-588 (195 amino acids)
Biological process (GO): neuron projection morphogenesis; nerve growth factor signaling pathway; positive regulation of peptidyl-serine phosphorylation
Molecular function (GO): nerve growth factor receptor binding; growth factor activity
Source: RefSeq, a predicted model, not a curated record